CGCAUCUUUCACAUCUUAGACUAGAGAGAAGAUAACAAGCAUACAUGACUAUUUUGAGUUUGACAAGCGCGAUUUUACUUUUAUUCAGCCUCAAAAAUGGAGCAGCUGUCCGUGAUGUUUUUCCGAUAGAUCCCUGUGAACGGGCCCUACUGAAUGGUGAAAUCAAAGCUUUGAAUUCUACCAAGACAAACCAGAAUAUUUGUAAAUAUUACAAGAAGUUGGGUAAGGAAUUAUAUGAAGCGCUAUUGACCUGUGACAGCUACACAGCAGACCUGAUACAGGAAUGGGUCUUGUCAACCGUUUUGGAUUUGGAAUUAGCAGAACCAAACAAAACUCAAUGCGAUCAUGGCGUUGAGAAACUAUACGGUUUUCUCACAUCUGCCAAUAAAGAGAUAGCAGCUAAAAGCCUUGCAGCUUUUACCGACACCAUGGUGACAUUUACACGCGAAAUCUUGAACGAACUGACGAAAGAUCAACUUGCAGCGUACACUCAGAACGACAGUUUUUGCACUAUCACAAUUGCCUGGUGGAAUGAUAUGGCGACACGAGUGGUAAAAUAUGCAAAGGGAGAGGGUGCUACAGUUACGUCUCACCAGGAAAUGAUUCUGCGUGGACUUGGCUUGAUGAAUGUUGACGUCAACAGAAAAUUGAACAAGGACUUCCCAACCCUAUGCUCGAUGACCCCCCGAUGUCAGCUCUUUAAGUAGAAAUCACCACACCUGUGUAAUACACGAUUUUUGAAUGUAUACUGGUACAUGAGGU
Molecule: messenger RNA, 762 nt
Organism: Owenia fusiformis
Lineage: Eukaryota; Metazoa; Annelida; Polychaeta; Sabellida; Oweniidae
Source: the annotation of a GenBank genome assembly